This is a messenger RNA of Pararge aegeria (speckled wood butterfly), 593 nucleotides long. RefSeq lists its product as uncharacterized. The record is from RefSeq and is a predicted model, not a curated record. The transcript has 5 exons. NCBI's taxonomy places the organism in Eukaryota, Metazoa, Arthropoda, Insecta, Lepidoptera, Nymphalidae. The coding region runs from base 29 to 400 and encodes 123 amino acids.
UGUAUUAUGUCCAGUUUCCUCGUUGAAGAUGCACGUAAUUGGGAUUUUAUUUCUCUUUAUACUUUUGCAUGGGAAUGCAACGUUUUCCUGGAUGCCAAUCUUAGAUGAUACCGAGAUAUUAAAAUCUGCAACCGCAUCAUCUAUAGCAAAUAAUGCGACGACGUCCGCCCCUCCAAUACAGUGCAAAACGGCGAGAAGCAUAACGGGUUUGUGUGUUAUACGGCAGCGUUGCGACUUCGGCUCUGGGAGUACAGAUUUUACUUUGUACGCGCCACGAUGGUACAAAAAACCAUGUAAAGUAGAAGAAGUAUGCUGCCCUUACCAGUACGUCAUGGUGCAGAGUCAACCGGAAGCACCUAGCGCUUCCGAUGAUAACUUUGACCUUGACGACGAUUAUUAGAUGUGAUUGGCCCAAAAUGACAAAAUAUAUUAACAGUCGAAGCGUGGCAGGGUACAACCGGUUGCAAAUAAAAUUGAAACGAUCUAGCUGGUGUAGACCCCUGGUGUUUUUGACAAGACAUGGUGAUUUGCAUGAAUUUGUGAGGUUUUAUGAAUGUCACGUCACCGCACAAAGGCCUACUGAAAAUAAAAUA